AUGAAAAGCAUCUACUCCCUGGUUGGUAUCCUUCUGGCCCUCGGCUUCGUCCAGAGCAGCUGGCAGCUUCCCCUGCAGGAGGAUGACAGCUCAAGUUUUGACACAUUAGUGGAUGAGCCGCGGGAGCUGUCCAACAUGAAGAGACACUCAGAGGGAACUUUCUCAAACGACUACAGCAAAUACCUGGAGGACAGGAGGGCGCAGGACUUCGUUCAGUGGCUGAUGAACAACAAGAGGAGCGGCUCAAAUGUUGAAGAGAAGCGCCACGCAGAUGGGACCUUCACCAGCGACGUGAGCUCGUACCUCAAGGAACAGGCAAUCAAAGACUUUGUUGACCGGCUCAAGCAGGGACAAGUCAGAAGACAAUCUGAAACGGACAGGCGGGGUGAGGCGUUCAGCAAGAGGCAUGUAGAUGGGAGCUUCACCAGUGAUGUCAGCAAGGUUCUGGACUCCAUGGCUGCCAAGGAGUAUUUACUCUGGGUCAUGACCUCCAAGCCCUCAGGGGAGAGUAAGAAAAGACGAGAGGACCACUGA
This is a messenger RNA of Plectropomus leopardus (leopard coralgrouper), 534 nucleotides long. Its product is annotated as glucagon-1-like. NCBI's taxonomy places the organism in Eukaryota, Metazoa, Chordata, Actinopteri, Perciformes, Serranidae. Gene Ontology annotation, molecular function: glucagon receptor binding; hormone activity. The record is from RefSeq and is a predicted model, not a curated record. Gene Ontology annotation, cellular component: extracellular region. Gene Ontology annotation, biological process: response to starvation.